Molecule: messenger RNA, 2276 nt
Organism: Hippoglossus stenolepis (Pacific halibut)
Lineage: Eukaryota; Metazoa; Chordata; Actinopteri; Pleuronectiformes; Pleuronectidae
Product: hyaluronan-binding protein 2
Exons: 13
Coding region: 77-2053 (658 amino acids)
Biological process (GO): proteolysis
Molecular function (GO): calcium ion binding; serine-type endopeptidase activity
Source: RefSeq, a predicted model, not a curated record
UGUUUAGAAAAGUGUGAGUUAUCUGCCAGGCAGCACACUAUCAUUUUACUCUUCUGGAUGUCGUCUGAUCCUCAUCAUGAACUUCAAGCUCGUCUUCCUCUGCCUCUUCUUAGCGGUGCUACUCAUACCUGCUGAACUGAAACCUAAAAAGGAAAAAAAAAAUCAUCAUCGGCAUCGGCAUCAUGAACAUGGUGUUGGUCAUGAUCAGGAUAGGCAUGAUAGACGUGAGAGAAAUAAAAAAAAAUUUAAGGACAUAAUUAUCGACCACUUCUUUGCGAUCCUGCCGGGAUCUUCUGACAAUAAUGAUGAUGAUGAUGAUGAUGACGACGAUGAUGAUAUUUCAGAAUGGCUUUUUAAACUUCAAGAGACAGAAGGCCCAUGCGACCCAAACCCUUGCCAUAACAAUGGAGUGUGUGAGCCUAAAGCCAGGAACAAAUACAAAUGCGACUGUCCCAAACCUUACAAAGGAAAGAAAUGCGAAAGAGCUAAAAGAAUUUGUAAGAGAGGUCGGUGUGGACGUGGUGAAUGUGUUCUGACGUCAAGUCCCCCAUAUUAUGAAUGCAAGUGCAAGGAGCCCUUCCAGCCUCCAAACUGCAGGACAUAUAAACUGUGUGAUCCUAGCCCGUGUGAAAACGGUGGCAAAUGCAUCAUAGAUGGUAACGACUUCGACUGCGCGUGCAGUCCGGGGUACAGAGGAAAUUUCUGCCAAGUUGGCCCUGAUGACUGCUAUGUGGACGAUGGAGAGUCAUAUCGUGGCAACGUGAGUGAGUCCGACGACGGUGAUGAAUGCCUCCACUGGAACUCACAUUUCAUCCUGAAUCAAGGGACAAAUCCCUUCACCGCCUUUGAGGACCCAGAUGGACUCGGCCCCCACAACUUCUGCAGAAACCCAGAUGGCAGCGCAAUGCCUUGGUGUUUCUUCAGAAGAGGGAGGAAGUUGCUGUGGGACUACUGUGAUUUGUCAGAGUGUCCCGAGCCGACAGAUGAGACGCCAACUGAAGUUACCUCAGCAGUCCCUGAUCCCACUCCUCCCAAACCACAACCUACACAUCAUGAACCCAUAGCAACCGUCAAGCCAAUACCAACCCAACCGCCAACAACUGCCACACCCCCAGCAACUAUCAAACCCCCAGCAACUACCGAAUCCCCAAUGACCCAAGCGCCCAGCCAGGCUCCGCAACCUUCUACCAUACCCACUGCUCGUCCUUCUGUCCCCGUUCCCACUGUUCCACCAACACAGUUCCUUACCUGUGGGCUGCCUCAGCCUAAAAGGCCCAUAACCCGAAUAUUUGGGGGUCUGAAGGUGCCUCCGGGUGCUCUACCCUGGCAGAUGUCUUUGCAAGUGAGACCAAAGGGCUCCAACCAGCCAUACCGACACAUAUGCGGAGGAGUACUUAUUGCCAGCUGCUGGGUGCUGACAGCCGGACACUGCAUUGAACACAGAAAGGACAUGCAGGUGCUUAUGGGAGGUCUGUCUCUGGACAUGACAGAAUAUACAGAGCAAAUCUUACAAAUUGAAGAGACUAUUUUGCAUGAGAACUACAGGGAGACUCCUACAGCUGUAUACAACGACAUAGCUUUGCUGAGGCUGAAUGGAACUGAUGGUGUUUGUGCCAGAGAGACCCAGUUUGUUAAGACAGCCUGUCUGCCUAAUGCCCAACUGCCUGAUGGGACGGAGUGCACCAUUUCUGGAUGGGGUGCCACUGAGGAAUCUAAGUUUGGUUCCAACCACCUGCUCAAGGCCAACGUACUGCUGAUCAACCAGGAGAAAUGCUCUGAACCCAAUGUUUACGGCAGAAGUCUGGACAAUACCAUGUUCUGUGCUGGCUACCUGCAGGGAGGGGUGGAUUCCUGCCAGGGUGACUCUGGAGGACCGCUGACUUGUGAGCAGAAUACUGUCAGUGUUAUUUAUGGCCUGGUGAGUUGGGGAGACCAAUGUGGGAGGAAGAACAGCCCUGGGGUCUACACACGGGUCACCAACUUCGUGAACUGGAUCAAAUCGAAAACUCAAGCAAAGUUUCCAUCAGCAAAUAACCAGCCGCUGCAGCUGUAAUGAACGCAGCAAAUCACGCUCAUCAUGUGUAUCUCUUUGAUUUUGUGCAAUUGAAUCUGCUAUUCUGCUCUUCAGGUCUACGUCAACUAGGCAUCAAUGCCACCUAAAGGCACCUUAUCAAAUGGUUUUGUCCUUGAAAUAAAUUUGCAUUGUCAUGUCAGUUUAACAGAUAUUUGUAAAUUGGAUAUGGCUCACAAGAAAAAAGUCUGCACUUUCUACUGUU